Molecule: messenger RNA, 1166 nt
Organism: Tripterygium wilfordii
Lineage: Eukaryota; Viridiplantae; Streptophyta; Magnoliopsida; Celastrales; Celastraceae
Product: peroxidase 21
Exons: 5
Coding region: 51-1037 (328 amino acids)
Biological process (GO): hydrogen peroxide catabolic process; response to oxidative stress
Molecular function (GO): peroxidase activity; heme binding
Source: RefSeq, a predicted model, not a curated record
CUCCCUCUCUUAAUCACACACAUUACACAUACACACACAAAUCCAAAACAAUGGCAACCAGGGUUCAUUCUUCUUUCUCAACUUCCAUGUUUUUGCUAUUCGCAUUGCUCUUGCAACUUCAUUCUGGUACAAGUGAACUUCAGUUGAAUUACUAUGCACAAAGUUGUCCAAAAGCAGAGGAGAUCAUCAAGCAAGAAGUAAUCAGCUUGUACAACAAACAUGGAAACACUGCAGUGUCAUGGCUCAGAAAUCUCUUCCAUGACUGCAUUGUAAAGUCAUGUGAUGCGUCUCUCUUGCUGGAGACAGUAAACGGCGUGGUAUCAGAGCAGGCAUCAGAGAGAAGCUUGGGCAUGAGAAACUUCAAGUAUGUCAGCACUAUCAAAAAGGCUGUAGAGACUGCCUGCCCAAUGACUGUCUCUUGUGCUGAUAUUGUUGCUCUCUCUGCUAGAGAUGGCAUUGUCAUGCUAGGAGGACCCCGAAUUGAAAUGAAAACAGGGAGGAAGGACAGCAGAGAAAGUUAUGCAGCAGCGGUUCAAGACCUCAUUCCCAAUCACAACGCUUCCACUUCAUCUGUGCUUUCUUCAUUCCAAUCAAUCGGACUCGAUGUGGAAGGAUCUGUUGCUAUUUUAGGAGCCCACUCGGUGGGCCGAGUUCACUGUGUCAACUUAGUCCACAGACUCUACCCGACAGUUGACCCGACUCUAGAUCCGACAUACGCGGAGUAUCUAAAAAAACGCUGCCCGACACCAGACCCGGAUCCAAAGGCAAUACUAUAUUCAAGAAAUGACCGUGAAACACCGAUGAUAAUUGACAACUUUUACUACAAGAACAUUUUGAAACACAAGGGACUGCUCAUAGUGGACCAACAAUUGGUUUCUGAUCCAACCACUCUGCCUUACGUGCAGAAGAUGGCAGCUGAUAACGGCUACUUCUAUGACCAAUUCGCUAAGGCCGUGCUCGUGUUAUCAGAGAAUAAUCCUCUGACUGACGAUCAGGGAGAGAUUAGAAAGGAUUGUCGCUAUCUUAAUAGCAACUAAGAAAAUCUAUCUUGAUUGGCUCUCAAGUUUCAAUUUGUAUUAAUUGAACCAAAUCUCAAGUGUGUGCAUAAUAAACUGUCAAGUUUGAUAGUCUUGUAAGAAAAAUGACACUCAAAUUUGAUGAAUAUA